ACCUCCACCCUCCCACUCAUUCCAUCCCCUCUAAAUAUUGUCAGUGAAAGAAAGUUUGUAUUGCAGAACAGGAAACAUUUCUGCCACGGGCUUCAUCCCCAUAGUGUUACUCUCCCCUCACUCCUUCUCCCUCUGUGCUCCGGAUUGCCGGUUUUCGACACAAAGUAACUGUGAUUCAGAUCGACCUGCGCUUCAGAGACAGAGGGGGAUUUUAAAAAAAAAACUAGGAGUCCUCUUCUCCCGCCCAGUCCAGGCAUCAUCUGAUGGAAUAGCCGGGACCAGUGCGUUCGCCCAGCUUUAUCAGCUCAGGGAUCUGGAAAAGAGAAGAAGAUUGUUCUCCGUCUCUUCAUCUCUGGACAGCCCCUCCCACACUCCUCCCCGUCUGGGAGCUGUGUGACUGUGUAUUCAGCACCCGAAUCCAGGACAGCUCCUUCCCGCCUGGGAACUGCGCGACCACUGAUCAAGCGCCUGGACAGCGGACAGCGGACAGCGGACAGCGGACAGCGGACACUGGACACUGGACACUGGACACUGGACACUGUCACUGGACACUGGACAGCUCACGUCAGCUUGUCUGCUGCCUGAGCUUUGAGCACCUGACACCCGGGGACAGCUUCCCUUCCACUUGGACGCGGGUUUGAGUUCUGGGUCGUGAAUUGGCCCCCAGCUUCGCCCUGUCUGCAAAUAAGAUCCAGCGAGCAAAUGGCAUCUCUCGGCUUCUUCCCUAACGAGUCGGGACAGCGAUCGAGCGCCGGAGACAAUUCGGCGGCAGCCCCAGCUUGGUGCCAGAUGGCUCAAAAGUUCACAGGCGGCAUUGGGACAAAGCUUUGCGCAUUACUGUAUGGAGAUGGUCAAGGACCCAAGGACACAACUGUUAAGGAGGAAGCAGCAUCUGUGGAAAGCAAGCUGGCCUGUACCUGCACCAAAACUCCAUGCACUUGUCAGAACGCUCAAUUCAACUUUUCCGCCUUGCAUUCAUCAGACCUUCUGCCAGCAUGCAAUGGGGAAGCAGUCACUUUCACUUUCUUGGAACAAGUUUUGGACAUUCUACUUGAGUACAUUUUGAAAACAUUUGACAGAUCUACAAAAGUAAUAGAUUUCCACUAUCCCGAAGAUCUCCUGGAGGGAUUUAACUGGAUGCUGGAUGAAAAGCCGAAUACUUUAGAAGACAUUUUGUUGACCUGCAGGACAACACUAAAAUAUGCUGUAAAGACAGGUCAUCCGAGAUAUUUCAACCAGCUCUCAACAGGAUUAGAUAUGGUCGGCCUCGCUGCUGAUUGGCUCACCUCCACAGCUAACACUAACAUGUUUACAUAUGAGAUUGCACCAGUGUUUGUCCUGUUGGAGUACAUCACCCUGAAGAAAAUGAGGGAAAUGAUUGGCUGGCCGGGAGGAUGUGGAGAUGGAAUAUUCUCACCUGGCGGAGCCAUAUCAAACAUGUAUGCAUUGCUAAUUGCACGCUACAAGCUGUUUCCUGAGGUUAAAGAAAAAGGAAUGGCUGCCCUUCCCAAACUGAUUGCCUUCACAUCAGAACACAGUCAUUUUUCAAUAAAGAAAGCAGCAGCAGCUCUGGGGAUUGGAACAGAUGGAGUGGUUCUGAUCAAGUGUGAUGUAAGAGGGAAAAUAAUCCCAGCCGAUCUCGAGAGAAGAAUACUCGAAGCCAAGCAAAAGGGCUUUGAGCCAUUCUUUGUGAACGCUACAGCUGGCACCACAGUGUACGGAGCCUUCGACCCCCUUGCGGCCAUAGCCGAUAUAUGUCAGAAGUACAAGAUCUGGAUGCAUGUGGAUGCAGCAUGGGGUGGUGGUUUGCUGAUGUCAAGAAAACAUCGCUGGAAACUGAGUGGAGCUGAGAGAGGGAAUUCUGUUACGUGGAAUCCACACAAGAUGAUGAGUGUCCCCUUACAGUGUUCGGCGCUACUAGUCAGAGAAGAGGGACUGUUGCAGAAUUGUAAUCAGAUGAAUGCUUGCUACCUCUUCCAAACUGACAAACAGUACGACCUGUCCUACGACACUGGAGAUAAGGCACUGCAGUGUGGGCGGCACGUGGAUAUAUUUAAACUGUGGCUGAUGUGGAGAGCUAAGGGUACCUUGGGUUUUGAGGCACAGAUUGACAAGUGUUUGGACCUCUCUGACUACUUGUACAACAAAAUUCGAAACAGAGAUGGAUUUGAACUGGUGCUUGACGGGAAACCACAGCACACCAAUGUCUGCUUUUGGUAUUUGCCUCAUAGUAUUCGACACCUACCAGACAAUGAAGAGAGAAGGAGUUUACUCACAAAAGUGGCUCCACAGAUUAAAACUAGAAUGAUGAAAUUUGGGACCACAAUGGUAAGUUACCAGCCCCAAGGGAACAAAGUUAACUUCUUCCGCAUGGUCAUCUCGAAUCCAGCGGCCACACAAGACGACAUUGACUUCCUCGUUGAGGAAAUAGAGCGACUUGGGCAAGACCUGUAACUGGAAGACAUCUGGCCUACUUCAAUGGAGAUGUUGCUAUUGUGUGAAUGUAUUUCAUUGUUUACCUCCCCCAAACUAGUCGUCUUUGAUAUUAGCCCUUACUGCAGGGACUUGAGCUGAAGACCUCCAAAGUGGAAUUAUGGAUGUUACAAGUUAUUUAAUGCCAUUAUACAUUCGCUGAUGUUGAUAAAAGGUACGAGUCAUCAACAAUAUGUCACACUUCAGCCAAAUUGAUCUAAAGCAUCAAGUACUGUAACAAUCUACUAACAGUAAAUAGAGCACCUUGAAAGCUAUUUAGAUAUUUUAUUAUGAUGUUUCAGCAGCACUUUUCCACCUACCCAUUAAACACCAAUGCCCCCCACCAUUUUGGUUGUCAUUUAUGAAGGUCUCCAUUUACAAAGCUUUUAGUAUAGUGAAGGUCCAGGUGUCUUCAAUUUUCACGAAUCAAUAAUUGAGGCUUGAUCUCUUUAGUUGGCAUGAAAUAAUUAUUUAAAAGAUCUGUCCUUCAGCUCUGUGAAACCUUUUACUAUAAUUUAAGCUCUGCGUUGAAGUGUCAAAUUUCAAAUAUUCUAUUUAUUUUGACAGAAGAAAAAUGCUUUAAUACAUUUACUGCCAUACUUGAAAUUAGUGAGUUCAGUGUUUGAAAAUUUCCCACCAGGAGUUUAUGUAAUGUAUACCUGUGAUGUUGCUCUUCAUGAUGUAAAGAAAUGGCAAAUGACAACUCUUGCAAACUGGAUAGUGGUCAGUGUCUGUGAAAGUACUUCCUUUGUAGACCUUUUGAGUAAUGUCUAGUUUACCUCAGAUUGAGGCUGUGCACUUUAGAAUCAAACGUAUGGUGUUGAAUGAGAAUGUUUUAAUGUAGUAGUAUAUUGUUAUCAAACUCAGAACCUUUGGGUUUGGUAACAGGAAGCUUUGAUUAAAACUCUGACUUGGUCCUCCACACCCAAUGUGGCAAAAUUUGCAUUAAUUCUUAUAAGCCAAUUAUAUUGUAAAAUUUAGGUCAGUUAGAGUCAGAGUUAAACAUAAAACAUGCCAUGUAAAAUAUGAGCCACACCACAGUGGAGCAAAAGCAUAUGAAAUCACUGCCACGGUGUGGUCUUAAAGCACAAGUUUCAUUCAUGCAACCAGUACAAAAGCACCGUUUAAUAUUUCAAAGACUAGUCUCCAUUGUAAAAUGUAUCCAUUGAUUUUUUUUAUUUAUUCCUUUGGCGUUAGCUGAGAGUAGGUAAUCUAACAGGCCCUCUCCCAGUGUUAAAAUCAAUUUGGUGAUCAGUAAAACAGCUUCAAAAUAGCAAGGAACAAAUUUAACUCUAAUAUCAAGAAUUCUCAACAGCAGAAUCUACCCCUGGAUAAAGGAAGGAAUCAGAAAGUCAAGAGCUAAUUGGAUCUUAAUUAUGUGGGAAAGUUACUCUAGAUGGGCAAACUGAUGAGGACCAAAUAGUCUUUGCCUCAGGUCUGCUUUGUUAAUUUAUUUCAACGAACAAGACCAGAAAUGUAACCCGAUUUUGCUAUUUCCAGCACCAAGACUGAGUUCAAGACCUGGAUUUUAAUAAUCCGCUGAGUACGUGCUAAUCAAUAAAACUACCCAAGAAUCGGGUCCAUUUUCCCACUUAAUCUGCUAUUUCCAGGUUGGAUUCCAUGCAAGAACCUUCCUGCUGCAUUCUUUUAUCCAACAUUGUAGCUGCUCAUAUCUUCUGGUCAGAAUAUUUCAGUGGCAGAGUCAUGCUGUUAUUUAAACUGGAUAAACACUGCAGUCAUACUUUCAAUUAAAUAUGUGAGGUUUGCAAGAUUGGAAUUAAAAAUAAAUUCCUCUGUUCUGGUCUUGUAAAAUAGUCUCAAAGGGUUACUUUGAUUGGAUUGUGGUGUCUGCAGCUACGUUGGAUGUGUAAAGUGCCAAUCAUGUAAAAAUGAAUAUAAUGAUCCAAGCUCCUUGUCAUUUGUAUAGUGUACAUCAUUUGUAUCAUAGAGAUAUGCUAUUAUUAUAGUAAUUUCUUGAAAGCACAAAUUAAAUGAAAAUAGCCUCCUCCUCACCAGCAAAUACAUGUGUUUGCAGCACUGUUGCAUUGUUGAGAAAUUUAAGACCCAGUUAAGACAUAUGUAUUACAUGUUAACCGAUGUAGACUGUACAAUUUAGAUAAUCAUUGACUACACAAAACAAUUUUAGAGGGACUAAAUCUACUGCUUCCAGGUUUUUUUUUAACAAAGGUGGUCAUAUUUGUGCUAAAAGGGAGAUCCAGGAAAAGAACAUUAGCACAUUGUGUUGAACAUAAUAGUUAAAGUUGUGAAUCUUUGAAAAUUUCCAGCUAACAAGAAUAUGGAUGCUUGGUCACUGAGUUUAUUCAACUCAGAAAUUGAUAGGGUGGACAAGAAUGGAUAUUAAGGGAAACAAUGGCAAUAGGGUUAGUACAGAGUGACAUACUUAGAUGGAAGAUCACUUUUAUUGCUAGAAUAGAUUGGUCAGCAUGGACCUGUUAGGGCUAAGGGCCUGUUUCCAUACUGUGUGAGUCCAUGACUUAAUUACAUGACCAUAUGAAUGGGAGAGAGGGUAUAAGAGACCACUCGACUAUUUAAGAUAUUCAUGCAAUUAUUUUAAAAAAAGGCUUAAAAUUUAAAGGGAAGAGGUUUAUAAUAUAUAAAUCCCCAGCAAUAUUUACUCUGUAUUUACCCGCAAGCAUAGAUAGAGCGAAACUUGGAGGAAAUAUGAGUCAUUGAUGAUCACUAUUAGAGAGUGGGUAUGGACUGCUACUACUUUGAAUAAAGGCAAAAGUUGUGGUCUUAUUCAAAAAGGAAAACAAAUCAAAAGCAAGGCAUAUCUUAUUCAUCCCCCAUUACAUAAAAUAAUAGAACCAAUUAUGGGGGCGGACUUCAAUAUAAUCUGUAGAACAACCAGAUAAGUACACAAUGAGUGUGAAUUCUGAAGGGGAAGAUCCUGCCUGGUUAAACUCUACAACCUGUAAAGGCAAAUGAACUGUAUCUUAGUAUAGAAUAUUACGUUGAAUUUAGCCGCAGGAAUAGAAGACAAGGCCAUAUGUCAAAUAGGGGUUUGUUAUUUUGAAGACUGAGAUCAGAAAAUAAAUCUUCACCCAAAGAACCACCAGCAUGUCAUGGAUUCACAAUCAUAGACCUGUAUGGCACUGAAAUGGGCCUUUCAGCCCAUCAUGUCCAUGCUGAUUUUUUUUGUCAGUCUACAGUAAUCCCAUUUGCUCAAUGUAGGUCCGUAUCCUUGCCCAUUUAAAUACCUGUACAGACAUCUCCCAAAUGUAGAGAUCGUAUCUAAUUCCACUACCUCCUCUGGUAGUGCAUUCCAGAAAUGUUCAUAUAAAAAAAGUUACCCUCAAUCCGCUUUAAAACCUUUUCCUCUUCACUUAAAACCAUGCCAUCCUGUUUUUCACCCUACCAUGGGAAAGACUCGGACUAGCAACCCUAUCUAUGCCUCCAAUAAUUUUAUAUUACUUAAUACAUUUCUAAAUGAAAUGAAAUUCUUUGGAAUAAUUUAGGAAACUCCAUGGAUCUUUCUAAAUAGAUAAACUAGAGUGAGCUGGAUGGCCUUUCUUCUUUUCUACUAUUUGGUGACAUAAAAUAGUCGAAAUAAAAUAUUUUGUGUCCAAUAUAUUUCUGCAUUUUUGCCGACACACAGAUCCUUGCAGCAAAUGGCUUGAAUUGAGAUGCAUGUUGUAAAAUUGCACGAGAAAUAUGGUGGAGGAAGAUGCAACUUCAACAUGCUGCUGCCUAAAUUACUUCAAAGCUAACGCAAUCAUUCACUGGAAGGUACACGUGUGUCGAAUAAUCUGGUUUUACCACUGAUGCACUCAUAACUGAAAUUCUAGAUGGGUCACACUGACCUCAGAUGUUGCACUGUGAUGAAGCACUACCACUUGUUGAUCCCAUUUAAGCUUCCAGCUUGAGUUUAUUAAGACUUAAUGUGAAUUGGUAUUUGCUGGGUUGGAGAAGACCUUGACAAUAAACUGUCUUAGUCAUGUCCAUUUAAUUGGCUAGGAUGUGUGUUACUUGUAUUUAACAGGAUUUACAGAGUCUCUAAAAAAAGAAGUGAGGUACAAAUAUAUUAUUGUGCAGUGACUUUCUUGUAUAUGAUGCAUAUUUUGCAGUGUUCUCUUCACUAUGGAACUGUGUAUUGGAAUCUGAAUAGUAAACACUGUCCCGUGUCUCUGCUGUUAAGAUGCCUGUUGUAAUUCCAGCCAGCUACAGGUACAGUGUUACCUGUAAUAAAGAACUUGAGUGUCGGAUGUCUUGGUCUGUGGGUAUUUGUAUCUGAAGGCACAUGCAGAGAUUGGAAAAUGGAUAUUGCUCAUUAAAG
Leucoraja erinaceus (little skate) is the source of this 6769-nucleotide messenger RNA. It is a transcript of the gene gad2, whose product is annotated as glutamate decarboxylase 2. The record is from RefSeq and is a predicted model, not a curated record. Bases 703 to 2454 code for a protein of 583 amino acids. Gene Ontology annotation, cellular component: cytoplasm. Gene Ontology annotation, molecular function: glutamate decarboxylase activity; pyridoxal phosphate binding. The transcript has 16 exons. NCBI's taxonomy places the organism in Eukaryota, Metazoa, Chordata, Chondrichthyes, Rajiformes, Rajidae. Gene Ontology annotation, biological process: GABA shunt.